Sceloporus undulatus (fence lizard) is the source of this 2065-nucleotide messenger RNA. It is a transcript of the gene FGF7, whose product is annotated as fibroblast growth factor 7. NCBI's taxonomy places the organism in Eukaryota, Metazoa, Chordata, Lepidosauria, Squamata, Phrynosomatidae. Gene Ontology annotation, molecular function: type 2 fibroblast growth factor receptor binding; growth factor activity. The transcript is spliced from 4 exons. Gene Ontology annotation, cellular component: cytoplasm. The record is from RefSeq and is a predicted model, not a curated record. The coding region runs from base 546 to 1130 and encodes 194 amino acids. Gene Ontology annotation, biological process: animal organ morphogenesis; positive chemotaxis; lung development.
CAAAGGUUUCCUUAAAGAAAACAACACUGAAAAGUCUUAACACAACACAUUCACUCACAUAUACACACCAGUGUGCACGCACAGACGCUCACACACACCCUCUUGCGCACAUGUUGAUUUAUGGAAACAAUUAUGAUUCUGUCGCAGUCUUUCUAAGCUAGGAAAGUUUGUAGCUACAGUAGAGCGUCUCAUGUUGCAAAAGACAGACAACAGAAAUGAAAUACUUGUGUGUCCAGCUGUUAUCAAGAAGAGCGAAUCUUUUGCUUUCAGCACAAGCAAUGAAUACAAGUAGCAAAGGAGGUCACAGAAGCCGAGUUUAUUACUACCUAUCUCUUUAAAGACUAUCCUGGCUGGAUAUAUGUUUAAAAGGUCAAUUGUCUAUGGCACCUGUAUUUUAAAAGAAGUCAGGAGGACUGGAAUUCUGGGAAGGUUGCUGGUCAAAUCACUUUAAAAUUCAAGAGAAAGGGAGAAGACAGGUCAACGAACCACUGAAGACGGAUAUUUUUCAUUAUGUUGUUCAUGAGCACCCAGAGCACUGCACUAUAAUGCACAAAUGGAUAUUGACAUGGAUCCUGGCAACUUUGCUCUACAGAUCAUACUUUUACAUUAUCUUCCUCAUGGGUGUUAUAUCAUUAGCUUGCAAUGAUAUGAACUCAGAGCAAAUGGCUACAAAUGUGAACUGUUCCUCCCCUGAGCGACAUACCAGAAGUUAUGAUUAUAUGGAAGGGGGGAAUGUAAGAGUGAGAAGACUUUUCUCUGGAACGCAGUGGUAUAUCAAGAUUGAUAAGAGAGGCAAAAUAAAAGGGAUACUGGAGCGGAACAGCAACUACAGUAUCCUUGAAAUAAGAACAGUAGCAGUUGGAAUAGUGGCAAUCAAAGGAGUGGCAAGUGAAUUCUUUAUAGCCAUGAACAAGGUUGGAAAACUAUAUGGAAAGAAAAUGUGCAAUGAAGACUGCAACUUCAUAGAACGGAUUCAAGAAAACCAUUAUAAUACAUAUGCUUCGGCAAACUGGACCCACAAAGGGAAGGAGAUGUAUAUAGCAUUGAGACAGAAUGGUGCCCCUAAAAAGGGCACAAAGACAAGCAAAGAAGACACAUCGUCCCAUUUCCUUCCACUGCAGUUAUCCUAAUUAUAUAUGGAGAACCAGUUCCAGCAAACAUUUUCAUUUGAAAAAGUGGACUGUUUGAAAGUACAAGAAAGAGAAGCUGGAAUACUACUGAAAAACUGAACAAGCUGGACUUGGGUGUUUAUGUUUAUUUUUAAGAGACUGAUUAUUAAAAAAACUGAAGAUAUACAUUACAUCAGACUUAGUGACUAAAAGUUGUAAAAAAUUGUAAAGAGUUGUACAAUCAUGUUAGUGUAAGUGUAACUUUGCAGAUUCUUAAAUUAAAUUUACCCUUACGCGUUAAGUCAUGACUUGAUUAUCUGAUCAUAUUUUAUUUAAAAUAAACCUAUCUGCUUAAUUAAACAUGGCUGCUAUAAUAAUAAUAAUAAUAAUAAUAAUAAUAAUAAUAAAGCAGAUGAAAAUAUUAUGUAAAAUAUGUGGACUUGAUGGCUGCUUGAAUGAGAGUUCAGAUGAUCAAGUCAGUACUAAUCGUGGAGGCUGAACAGUAUUAAAUACUUCCCAGGAAAACAAAAUUGUAUAAGUAUUAAAACAAUCUGAAAUUGGAGUACUGUUUAUUCAGAAAAUAAAGCUAGUAUGGAAGAUGAAGGUUGCACCACUGCAAUAUAUUCAUAUGUAUUAGUACAAACAACUAAUGCUGCUCUGAAAGAUGUUACAAAAUAGUGUAUAUAAAAUAAUAUUAAUAAGGAAAAUGUACUUCAUCUCACUUUCCUCAAAAUAACCUUUUAUAUAACGACGAAGUAAAAAUUCAGACAUCAUCAUAUGGGUCUCUAUGUAACAUAACCUAUAUUUUUAUAUAACUCCUGUUAGGGCAUAUGGCUUCUGAUUCCCCACACACACACCAUUAUUCAAGCUUUCUCUGUUGUUACAGCAUUAAACUUUAAGUUAUAGUUGAACUUUAUUGUUUUAAGUUAUUUAAACUGAUGUUAUUUAUAAAAAAA